This is a messenger RNA of Chara braunii, 4962 nucleotides long. The record is from the annotation of a GenBank genome assembly. Lineage: Eukaryota; Viridiplantae; Streptophyta; Charophyceae; Charales; Characeae.
CGGGGUAGCAGAGAUCGAGCGCUGUUCGCUGUUCGCUGUUCGCUGGCCGUGGCUGUGCUUGUUUGUUUUAGACUGGCAGAGUUUGUUCUUGUGGCUGUUGUUGGUGCUCGGAGCUAUCGCGGCGGUUUGGCUUUGCUUGUGUGUGGGUAAGUGAUCACCAUGCAGAUCUUUGUGAAGACGCUGACGGGGAAGACGAUCACUCUCGAGGUGGAGAGUAGCGAUACUAUCGACAAUGUGAAGACGAAAAUUCAGGACAAGGAGGGCAUCCCCCCAGAUCAGCAGCGUCUAAUCUUCGCUGGCAAGCAGCUCGAGGACGGUAGGACUCUUGCGGACUACAAUAUCCAAAAGGAGUCGACUCUCCACUUGGUCCUGCGUCUGAGAGGCGGGAUGCAAAUCUUUGUGAAGACGCUGACGGGGAAGACGAUCACUCUCGAAGUCGAGAGUAGUGACACUAUCGACAACGUGAAGACGAAAAUUCAAGACAAGGAGGGCAUCCCUCCGGAUCAGCAACGUCUUAUCUUCGCUGGCAAGCAGUUGGAGGAUGGGCGCACUCUUGCGGAUUAUAAUAUCCAGAAGGAGUCGACUCUUCAUCUUGUGCUGCGUUUAAGAGGAGGCAUGCAGAUCUUUGUGAAGACGCUGACAGGGAAGACAAUCACCCUCGAAGUCGAGAGCAGUGACACGAUUGAUAACGUGAAGACGAAGAUCCAGGAUAAGGAAGGGAUCCCUCCUGACCAGCAACGUCUUAUCUUCGCUGGCAAGCAGCUCGAGGAUGGCCGCACUCUCGCGGACUACAAUAUCCAGAAGGAGUCGACUCUCCAUCUGGUGCUUCGCCUGCGGGGAGGCAUGCAAAUCUUUGUGAAGACGCUGACGGGGAAGACAAUCACCCUCGAAGUUGAGAGCAGUGACACGAUUGAUAACGUGAAGACGAAGAUCCAGGAUAAGGAAGGAAUCCCUCCUGAUCAGCAGCGUCUUAUCUUCGCUGGCAAGCAGCUUGAGGACGGGCGCACUCUCGCGGACUACAACAUCCAGAAGGAGUCGACCCUUCAUCUGGUGCUUCGUCUGCGGGGAGGCAUGCAAAUCUUUGUGAAGACGCUGACGGGCAAGACCAUUACUCUGGAAGUCGAGAGCAGCGAUACCAUCGAUAACGUGAAGACGAAGAUCCAGGACAAGGAAGGCAUCCCCCCAGAUCAGCAGCGACUUAUUUUUGCUGGUAAGCAGCUGGAGGACGGGCGCACGCUUGCGGAUUAUAAUAUCCAAAAGGAGUCGACUCUUCAUCUGGUGCUUCGUCUGCGGGGAGGUAUGCAAAUCUUUAGCAGCGACACCAUUGAUAACGUGAAGACGAAGAUCCAGGACAAGGAAGGCAUCCCCCCAGAUCAGCAGCGCCUUAUUUUCGCUGGUAAGCAGCUGGAGGAUGGCAGAACCCUCGCAGACUAUAACAUCCAGAAAGAGUCUACCCUUCAUCUCGUGCUGAGGCUCCGUGGCGGUAUGUGAAGCGAGAGUGCAGCGUCGAAGCCUACAGUGAUAAUUAGCGCGGGGGCGAAAGCGAUAAAGCGAUAAUCGCCUUAACUGGUGAUAAGAUUCUACGCUGCGUUAGUUGAGGCACCGUGGCGGUAUGUGAAGUAAGUAUCGACGAAGCACCAAGUAUUGGUAAUGAGCGCGGCUGCGGAAGCGAAAAGCGACGAUUGUCUUACGACUUGUGGUGUUCUUGCGGCGCGAAUCGGGUAUCUCUGCGUCAUCAUCGGUGUGUAGGUACCGCGUCUUCUUGGGAAUGGUCGGACGUUGUUAAUCUGUUUGAAUUAGUUCUCUCUUUGAUGGACUUGUUAAGAAAACCACGAUUUGCUCAAAUUUGUGGAUGCAAAAAACGGCGCGAUUAAGGCACUUCGCAGUUUUGCGGCCGUUGAUCAAGAUGAGCUUGAGAAGCGAUUGCUAUCGAUGUUGUGAAUGGUCGUUUCGUUCUUAUUAGAUUGGGGGGGAUAUUGAUGUCCCUUCGCGCGCAGUCGUCUACGCUUCGCUCUCGGUUGCUGCUUUGCUUGAUUGAAGAGGAAGGAUUAACUGAUGUGUCCGUGAGGUGCGCCUGUGCUGACGGUUGCCAUGGUGGUGAGACGUCCACCCAAGUUUCCCGAAGCUUCGGCUUCAUAUCGCUCGUUUGUGAAGGCGUUCUACCGCCCCCAAUGGUUAGCAACAGUGUAAGAGGAGAGCGAGUGGUGGAAUUGUGUGGACCUUGUCACUUGCACUCGCUGUUGCGACCGUGGCGAGGGAGAAGUAGAAAAUUGUGUGUGACUUGUCAUGUAACUCCUUGUGACUUUAACUCGCUAUUGGUACCAUGGCGCAGGUUGUGUUCAGGCUGUUGAUUUUUUGCGUUCAUGGUCGACGACGUCCUGUCAAGUAGGAAGAUCAAUCAGGACAAUUUGUUUAGUGUUAAUUAGACUCCAGUCGUGUUUUGUCUGUCUAUCUGUCUGUUCGGGUUUCUCUUCGCCUGCUUGUCGUCGGUUAGCUGGGCUGUGUCUCUAUUGGUUUGUUGCUUCGAUGAUCAUCACGCUGACGAUACGCUCUGUUCGGUUUUCGCUUCGCCUGCUUCUCUCUCUAGUUGCGCUGUCGUUUAGUUGCGGUGUGUCUCUGCUGUUUUUUUUUGCUUGUAAUCCUCACGCUUGUGUAAUAUUACGCAAGGUUCCGACUCCCCGACUUGUUUUGUACUCUCUUCGGUUUUCCCUUUGCCUGCCUGUCCCGCUUGUUAUCUCUGUUGGUUGUAGUGUGUCUCGGUUAGUUGUCUGCUAUUAUGUCGUUACGCAGUGUGUCUCUGUUCGAGUCCUCCAUCGUGUGAUUCUCGGUUCUUCUGUGCUUUGACUUGUUUCUGAUUAGUGUUUCGCGGUGUGUUUGGCUUUUGCGUUUACCAGGUGGUGGGUAAUCGAUUGGGUGCCUGCGGUGCGCUUAAGAGCUUGAUAGGCGUGUGCUUAGUUGCGCACUCGCGCUGGGCAUCGGCGCUCACCGAUGUUAGGGAAGCGUUGAGCGUUGUGCUGUUUUUUUGUUUAGCGUAACGGGGCGGUUUGUUUGUUCGGUAUAGUCAUCUGAUAGUCUGAGGGUAUUUUGUGACAUAUGAUGACAAAAUGUGUGUGUGAUAUAUCAUGGCUAUGGCUCUCGAACGCACCUUCAUAUGAACCGUACGUAAUUCACGGCCAAGCCCACGUAACCGACGCAAAAGCUGACGAACGAACGUACGUACGUACGAUCCGAAGUGUGCAUCAGCUCACGAAGCCGUUUCGCCUUUGGUAGAACAGAGGGCUGUUGGCAGUGGUUGAAAGGUGUAAGCAGCAAGCUGUUGAUGGGUGAGAGGUUAUGACAGCAGAUGGCACGCGUUGCGUAGAUGAAGAACGUGAUUGUUGCUUCAAAUAACGCUCAUGCGCAGGGUAGUUUGUGUUGUACGGAAUAGCAGAUGCCACGCGUGCGUAGAUGAAGAACGUGAUUGUUGAUUCUUAGUUGUUUAUUGUUGAUUCUUAGUUGUACGGAAACAGUUUGGUUGGCUGGUUUCUAAUCAAGGCACGUUGAAAAGUGGCGAAGCGAUUAUGUGCAAUUUCUGUUCGUUUGGUUGGCUGGUUCGUAAUCAGGGCACGUUGCAAUUUCGUAGUCGACGUGUCGAUGUGCUAGACACUUCAGUUUGUUAAUCGCCAUCGCCUCAAUUGGAAGGAUCGUUGUGUGAUGUUCUGACGAGGAACUGAAUUGAAGUGAUAUAUUUUCGAUGGUUGUUGUCGUAUAUGUGUCUUAUGGGCAAUAACGACGCGCGAUGGAGAAGACGCGAACUGAACUGCUGAAGUUGUGCCUCUCAGGGGCGGUGAGUGGAAACGGUUGGUACUAUGAUCCAGGUUGGUUACGUCUGAAGAUAUUGAUCAGUUAUGUUGGGGCUUGAAUGAUGUGGUCGAGUUUUUCAUGUGUUUCGUUUGAUCUGGGUGGGUCUGCAAUUUCACCGUGGUGUGAUACGGUGUGUCAGUUGUAAAAUGAAUAAAGCGAAAACGGCGGGUGAUAUGUGGAGUACGGCUUGUGUUGGGGCGAAUUGGAAAACACCGUGGUGUGCUACGGCUUGUGUUGGGGCUUGAAUGAUGUGGUGGUUGGCCGAACCAUGACCGAGGACGUGUCACCGCCGUUACAAGGAUUUCUCGAGAAGUGCCAAUAUUACUCGUACGAGAAAAACAAAAAAAAUGAAGUAGUAAAAUAAUUCUGAGUGCCAUUGAUGUUUUGCUGUUUUAUAUUCUGUAAUUAAGGGCUCCUGUCCAUUUGCGCGACCUUGUACACCAGUACUUCCUAGAGUCGUGCCCCCGUUAACAAGCCACAAUUUGAGGAAUUACGGCCUACUACAGGAGCGCUCAAAUUCGUCUGACUAGAAAUGUUUUUUGUAGUCUAUUAUCCCUGCGGCCGAGAGCUGCAUUAAGUACAGGUGGUUUAGUGGGCCUCGAUACGUCUAAUAUGCCUCAAUAUGUUCUUAAUGGGCCUGUCGACUUUAUGUUUGAUUAAUAUGAAUGGAAACGUGAAUGUGAGGGUAGUCUGUCGAAAUCAUUGGAAAGAGGGACAGAUUCGCAAAGAGCGGGGAAAAGGGAGUCAUGGAGAUGGAGGUACGUAGUAUCGCGCGGUCGUGAACGGGGGAAGCUGAGAACAUCUGCCAUGCCGUCUUCACAGCAAUUCGACGGCCGGUUAUUAUCUCCGCAUCUGGACUGGAAAAAUAGUACAGGUUCAUGAUAGGGCGUUCUAUUCGGGCGAAGAGUGUACUGGGAGUGGGGUUUUGGUUGUUUUAUUCUGGAGGACCACUCACGGUGUGUGUAUCGUGGCUGAUGUAUUCGCAUGUGGUCAGAACUACGGCUAGAUGAGUCGAACUUGACGGUGUAAAUUGUGAAACCCUUCGUUUAAGCUUUGUUUAGUUGCUUUGUGUGUUUUGUGUUGCUUGUCUUUGAACGCGGGACCCCUUUGCUGACUAGU